UUCCGGCAACAAUAGGAAACGUCAAAACUGGGACAGUAGGCAGCUCUGGCUCCUGCAGCUUGAGGUGUUCCGAGUUCACACGGGUGUAGGGCUGUUUCUGAUACUCUCGCCGCCGUCAUCUUCACCGGCGUGAACUAGUAAAGUUUGGACACACUUCUCCAUGGCCUGGGCAUCAGUUCCUGGCUGAGCCAUUUUCUUUUUGGCUUAAAGCCCCCGCCCAGAGGUCGAUUCGUCGCGGCGGCGGUGGAGAUCACAGGUCGCUCAGUCUUGCAGAUGGGUCAAGGGCUGUGGAGAGUGGCCAGAAACCAGCAGCUACAACAGGAAGGCUAUAGUGAGCAAGGCUACCUCACCAGAGAGCAGAACAGGAGAAUGGCUGCAAGCAACAUUUCUAACACCAAUCAUCGUAAACAAGUCCAAGGAGGCAUUGAUAUAUAUCAUCUUUUAAAGGCAAGGAAAUCUAAAGAACAAGAAGGAUUCAUUAACUUGGAAAUGUUGCCUCCUGAGCUAAGUUUUACCAUCUUGUCCUAUCUGAAUGCAACUGACCUCUGCUUGGCUUCAUGUGUUUGGCAGGACCUUGCUAAUGAUGAACUUCUCUGGCAAGGGUUGUGCAAAUCCACUUGGGGUCACUGUUCCAUUUACAAUAAGAAUCCACCUCUAGGAUUUUCUUUUAGAAAACUGUAUAUGCAGCUGGAUGAAGGUAGCCUUACCUUUAAUGCCAACCCCGAUGAGGGAGUGAACUACUUUAUGUCCAAGGGUAUCCUAGAUGAUUCGCCAAAGGAAAUAGCAAAGUUUAUCUUCUGUACAAGAACACUGAACUGGAAAAAGCUGAGAAUCUAUCUUGAUGAAAGGAGAGAUGUCUUGGAUGACCUUGUAACAUUGCAUAAUUUUAGAAAUCAGUUCUUGCCAAAUGCACUGAGAGAAUUUUUUCGUCAUAUCCAUGCCCCUGAAGAGCGUGGAGAAUAUCUUGAAACUCUUAUAACAAAGUUCUCACAUAGGUUCUGUGCUUGUAAUCCUGAUUUAAUGCGGGAACUUGGCCUUAGUCCUGACGCUGUUUAUGUACUGUGCUACUCUUUGAUUCUACUUUCCAUUGACCUCACUAGCCCUCAUGUGAAGAAUAAGAUGUCAAAAAGAGAAUUUAUUAGAAAUACUCGUCGUGCUGCUCAAAACAUUAGUGAAGAUUUUGUAGGGCACCUUUAUGACAACAUCUACCUUAUUGGCCAUGUGGCUGCAUAAAAGCACAAUUACUAGGACUUCAACUUUCUACUUCAGACUAAAAGCUACCCAAGGACUUAUUUAGCAAAUAUGGGGGUUUCAUCAGUGCUGGCCCUUCUAGCCUCUGUAUACAAUCAAGCUUGAGUAUACAACCUCUUUUUCUUUCACUAUUUUCUUUUUUAGUAAUUUCCUUGGAGAACUAAGUAACUUUGGAGAAUUUUUCUUAAUUUUGCUUAUCAUGUUUUACACAAAGCACAGCCAUUGUCUAACAGAACUAUUGAAAGAAUGUUAAACUGACACACAUUAUACUCUAUAAGAUGGUGUAUUUGUGCAGUAGAUUUGCCUGAAAAACUUUAUCCAUUUACAUUCUUUUUUAAGAUUCCAUAUAAUGUGUACAUAUUUAACUAAAGAGAUUUAUAAUCAUAAUUAUUUUAUUGUAAAGAUUUUAACUAAAGUUUUUUUCCUUUUCUCUCAAACUGGGUUCUGAAAUUUAUUUGGUUCUUAUCUGAGAAUAUUGUUGUCUUUGUAAAAGUAGGAUCUGACGUCAAAUGGAAACCAAUACCAGCUAUCCUUGUCUUUGGACUUCCAAGAGUGUUGGUUUGUUACUAUAUUACUAUGCAAAACUCGUACUUACUUGUAUAAUAUAAAUUUAUCAUUUGAUUCUUCAUUUUUUAAACUUCUGAGUUAAUCAGUUCUCAGUAAGUCCUUUAAACCACUUAAGAUUUAAAAAUGUGUCUGAAUUUAACAUCUACACUUAUCAGAACAGAAUAAAUGUUAUUAGAACUCUGAUAAAUCUUUGCUUACUUAUAGCUGAACUAAUCACACUUUACUCUUUUCCUAAAAAUCUUGAUAAUCUCUGUUCAGAAUUCAUUGAGAAAGGGAUAUUGUGACGAUGGUAUAUAGUCUUUGUUCAUUCAUUUGGUAAAUAUUCAUCAAGGGACUUCCAUGUGCUAAGCACUGUACUAGGUAUUAGUAAUACCUAGACAUCAGCUCUGCAUUCACAGGUGUUACAUCAUUGGACAAACCCUACUAAAUGGAGAGCAAAUGUAUUCAGUGUGUCUUAAUUAAUAAUUAUUUAGUGGUUAAAGAGUGUUGGAUUUACACAGCAUUGGAUUGAUAGAGAACAUUGUAUUUAUAUAGUAAGUUAAACAACAAAAGGUUUGGAGUGAACAGAAUAUGAUGGUAGAGCUGCUAGCUUGAGGUAAGGGAGUUGGAGUAGAGACUUCUUACUAGAAGUGUAGAAUCCUGGCUUCCUUUCAGAUCUGACCCUAAAUCCAUAUAGAUUUUUAAUAUUACAGCUGCAGUAGUAUACUAUAGAUUUUUAAAGGACAAAAAUAAGGUAAUCAAAUCAUUUUUAAUGUCAGAAGAACUUUUAAACUGAUACAAAACAAUGUCUAGAUUCUGAAUCAAAUAAGUAAUGUUUACAUGUAUAUAAUUUUGAAUUCCAUUACAAAAUAAUUCUAAUUUGUAAAGUUCAAACUAAUUUAUUAAGCUUCAAAAGACAAAGAACAGUGUAAUGUAUUUUAUUUUUGUUUCUGUGUUCCAGUAUGUGGCACAUAGACCUCUCUGUCUACUCCUUUCCCUCCCCCCCCUCCAUCCCUCUUAAUUGUCAUCUUUUUAAAUUUCACUCUCUUUUCUUUUUUACUAGCUCCCAUUUCCCAAUUUUUUCCCCUUUUAUCAGUCUUAUUUUCUACUACGGUCUAAUUAUAAAUGUGGAUUAGCAAUACCUUUUUCAACAUUUUCUUAUGGAAAUUUUCAAACAUGUAGAAACAUUGACAUAUUUUACAGAGGAUGCCUAUAUACAUGCCACCUGGAUUCUACGAUUAAAAUUUUACUAUAUUUAUUUUAUUACAUAUUUAUCCAUCCCUCUUUCCAUUAGUGAAUCCAUUUUAUUAGUUUGGUACAGGUUAAAAUAAGUUUCAAACAAUAUACUUCAUUUCUAAAGACUUAAGCUUGCAUAUCUUUAAUUAAAAGUCUAUUUUUUUAGCUUUUUUCCUUUGAGGUAAAACUUACAUUCAGUGAAAUGCAGAAAUAUCAUGCAUACUGAUCAGUGAAACCUCACAAAGACAUGUACCUGUGCAAACCAAACCAAUGUGACCAUAGAGACCCAUUUAGGCCGUCCUCCCAUCCACUACCUUAUUCUUGUCAUAUAUAACAUACAGUAUGUUAUAUGUUAUAAUUUUCCUUGAGCAAGCAUACACACUUUAAAUAAAUUUUUUAAAAAUACCCUUUAAUUCUUACCCAGAUUAUCAUUUCUGAUACUCAUUCUUUUCUGAUGAUCCAAGUUUUCUUGCAAUAUCAUUCCUUUCAAAAUGAAAAACUGUCUGAUUUCUAUUUCAGUUCAUGUCUGCUGAAAAUUAUCUUAGUGUUCUUUUAUCUGAAAAUGUCUGAUUUUUUUAUGAAGAGUUUUUGGCUGAAUAUUUCUGAGUUGACAUUUUUCCCCUUUAAAGAUUAUUUCAUUAUGUUCUGACCUCUUAUUUCUGAUAAGGAGGCAGUAGUGUUCAAAUUGUUUUUGCUAUUGUACGAUAUUAUUUUCCUCUGAGUGUUUUAUUUCAUGCAAUAUUUUUUAGCUUCAUAUUGUCUCAGGUUUUUGAGGCUCUAUAGAUUUUUUUUCCAAUCUUUUAUUCCUCAUGUGGUUUUUUCUCUUUAUCUGUAUUCCAGUUUACUAAUUUUUAUAUACUUGUUCUCUUUUUAAGCCUCCAAUAAACAUUUUUCUUUAAAUUGCUACACUUUUUAGUUCUAUAAAUUCCCUUUAGCUUUUAUAACUUAUAAUUGCCUUCAGCUUUUAUGACUUCUAUCUCGCUGCCAAGAUUUCUUAUCUUUUUUCAUUCAUUACAAGCACAUUUUCCCUUACAUCCUUGAGCAUAGUUAGAAAAGCUGCUUUAAAAUACUUGUCUGUUUAUUCCAAUAUCCUGGAUCAUAUCAGUGCUAGUAUUCUUUGGUUUCCUUUUCUUUUGAGAAUGGGUUUACAUUUUUCUGUUUCUUAUAUGCUGAAUAACUUAGACUAUGUUCUGGACAUGGUAAAUAAGAUGUAAUAGAAGCCCUGGGUUCUGAUUUGUUUCCCCAGAUCCUUCCCCCCGCCCCAAACAAAUAGACAGUUAACUUGACUAAACUUCCAGCUGUGAACUGUGGCUCCCCUAUAGUUGAAGGCUGGUCAAAUUUCAGUUCAUUUCUUUAAUUAGGCAGCUUUAUUUAGAGUCUGUUCUGUGCCUGCAUGCUUCAGGGAUCAGCCAGAAUUGGGGGCAAAGUACAUACAUAGGAUCUGAGACUGUCACUGGUUCUUUCCUUGCCAGGCUUUCCCUCUGCAUUUUCCAGCAACAGCCAUUACCCCAAACCCUAGCCUGUGGUUCUUCAAUCAAUAAAACUAUAGGUUCCACAUGAUGCAGAGUAGGACUGCCUUUGGGCUAAUUAUCAAAAUGGGAAGCUCACCCAAUGCUGUGUUCUCUGCUACCCAAAAUGAUAUUCUCUGUAGGAUCAGCUUGCUUUGGGUUGCUUUCUACUACUUUCAAGUCAUUGAAUUUUAUAUUUUGCUCCGAGUUGGUUGUUUUAUCUGUUGGAAGGUUGAAAGAGCUAUUUGGCUAUCACUUAAAGUUAAACCCUCUCUAAUUGAAUAGUAUUCCUUUUAUGGUUAAUGAUUAGGGUUUUAUUCCUCAUUCGUUUUUAAAAUAGGCGGUUAAAAAUUUUUAACAUGAUCCAACUAUGAAAACCCUUAAUAAUAAAAAACACGUACUAAAUUAAGCAUUCAGUGUUUCUCUGGGUUCUAUUAUUUUUGAAGGAAGGUUAGUCUUCAUCAUGGGAAGAAUUUUGUAUUAUAUGUAAUGUCACAUACAGUAUGGGGCAUAACCAUGCUUGGAUCUUGCCUACUAGAUGCCACUAGUGUCCCCCAAUCAUCAUGAUAUACACAUAAUGUUCCUAUAUAUUCAGGUAUCUGCUGGGGAACAAAUUACCUAUAACUGAGAACUGCAUCUUCUUUCAGAUUUAACAAUUAUAUCUUUCUAAAACACAAAUCAUCUUGAUGACACUUCAAAGUCCCCUUUUGCCCUGAAAAACUAAGUGUAACCUCCUUAGCAUGGCAUUUAAGACUUCACAAUCAGGCCUCAGCUUAUCUUUAAAGCUUCAUCUCUAAUAACAUUCCUCAACUAUGGUUUGAUCUUCCUUUGCCUUUUAUUAUAAGCUCUCUUUCUCUGAUACAUUUUUCUUACCUGUGUAUAUAUUGUUCCUCUGCUAAUCAUCUGAGAGUCACCUCAAAUGUAAUUUCUUUAUCAAAGCUCUCAAACUGUUUUACACACCACUAAUGUUAAUUGCUUCUUCUUCUGUAAACUGUGGUGCUUUGUACAUAUCUUUAUUAUAGUAGUUAUACUAUUAUUUUCUACAUGUCCAACUUUUUCAUCAAACAUGAUCUUAAGAUUAGACUGCUCCCAACCACUCAGGUUCUAUUUCAAGAUCUGAAUUAAAAAAGUGGCAGAGGAUGUUAGAGAGAAGUAAUAAAUUUGGAAAUUGAUAGGAGUGGUGAUUUUAGAAAAAGAUUUGUAAUCUGACUGCCUGGUUGUUCUGUUAUGAAUGGUAGCUCCUAGGAGAAGCAACAGGUGGAGUAAAAUGGAAAAGAUUAUCCCAAUUUUUGCAUAUUUUGAACUUCAAAGAAUGAAUAGAGCUUUCAAUGCAGCCAGAAAUAGGACUAGGGUUAAAAGUUAAUAGAGCUGGAUAUUUAAGUUGGAGUCCACAUUACUAUUUAAAGCAUAUUAAGUGACACAUGGAAAAGAUAACGUCUCGAAGUAUGGAGUAUAAAAAGAAAUAAUUGGGAAAUAUAUUAUUUUAGGUUUGGGUAGAGAAAGAAAAAAGGAGUCAGAAAAGAGGGUUCAUCAAAGCACUAGAGAAGAACAGUAUCGCAAUGACUAAAGAAAGAAAUUGUCAAGAAGGGAGCUGAUCUUUACUUUUACUGCAGCCCAAGGAAGUUUUUUCCCAUCUAUACUCAGCCUUCUUGAGUCUACCUUGCCACCUGGGACUAAAUUCUUUAAGGCUAGAAAAUCAUCGUACUGCUAAUGGCUUUUAUAUGGUUCUUGGGCAAAUAUUCCCUUACCUGAUGUGUAAUCUGAGCUCUGCCGAAACCCACAAAAGUGCUUAGGCCUGUCUACACCUUCCUUCCCCAAUAAGGGUUGUGUUGUUUCAAGCCCAGAAUGCACCAUGCCAAUUGGGUACUUCUAGUGAAUACUUCCCACACAGUCACUGGUUAUGUUUUCUAAGAUACAGAUCAUAUUUUGAAAGAGAAAAGGAGAGAAAGGGAAAGGAAUGAAGGAGAAAGGGGAAGGAAAGGGUGAAAAAAAAAGGGAAAGAAAAGAAUACAGAAGGAAAGAAAAUGAGAAAAGGAGGAGAGGGCAGAGAAGAAAAAUAGAAACAAUCCUUGAAUCUUUUAGAGCCUCGUCCAAAUUUGUCAUCAGGAUUUUUCCGGAGUUUAUUCUGGUGAAAUUAACACUCUAAUCAUAAUGAAUGCUGUAUUUUCACCCUGUUUGGGAAACUGUUAAAUCCUCCUUCAUAUUUUACCUGUUGAAAUGCUAUUUGUCCUUCAAUGUUCCCAGAUUCUGUUCCCUCCAGGACAGCUUUCUCAGUUUUCGCAGAUGGAAAUUUAAUUCUUAUGUCUUAUUCAGUUCCUAACAUAGACAUUUCCCCAGAGUAGUUUCUUGAUUUAUUUUAGCUCUGGUUCAGUUCCUGUAUAAGCAUAUAGAAAGAUGGUUUUACUAGUUCCAUUUUUCUAACAUAUUCAGAUUUUUCAGGUGUACACAAUUUAUAAGUCAUUAACUUUAAAAAUUUUUUUAAGACUGAUUCAACCUGUAUGUUAUCCUAAACAUAAAUUUAUCUCUCUAGUACCUCCAAUUUUAAAUAUCUGGAUAAAUCACUGUUUCUUUAAGAUUGUCUCCCUUGUUUAACUUCAAGAAUUGAAGUCUUUGAUCUUGUUAGUUUUCGUAAUUAUUCUUUCCAAUUUUUGGCAAUAUUAUGAAUAUCAAUGAAUACAAAGCUAAUGAAAGUUGACUCGCUCAGUUGUAAUAUUUAAAAUAACCUAUUUAUUCUAAUUGGAGCUUGUUUUUCACUGCCUAAAGUGGUUUUUUUGCUUAAAUAUCCUUAUUAAUACAACUACCUACAGUUUCUUUUCAAGCAUUCAUAAAUAAAUUGAGCCUCUUUUAGGGAGCCAUCUUAAGAAAAUAAUAAAAAUAGGGAAAAGGGAGUGUGUAUGCCCUUGAUCACAUUCUUAUAUUUUUAAAGGAAAAAAAUAGAUGGAAACACCUGGAAUCCCCAAAUUGGGGGCAGUUGUAAGAAAUAACAUAUAUUUGACUAUAUACCCAACACUAUAUUAGGGACUGAUCAGGUAGACCAAAAUACAUUCUCAUGAUGUAUUACUAUGAAGCCAUGAUGUCUCUGAAUAAUAUGAAAAACCACUUGUAAAUAUUAAAAGAUAUGAAAUUAUAUGUGUAUAUUCAUGUGUACAUACACACAUUACAAUAACCUUAUAAAGUAAGGCAAAAUCAUGAAUGGAACGAAUAAAAUAUACCAAAAUAUAA
This is a messenger RNA of Marmota monax (woodchuck), 7763 nucleotides long. RefSeq names its product F-box protein 8 (gene Fbxo8). The transcript is spliced from 6 exons. Gene Ontology annotation, biological process: regulation of ARF protein signal transduction. The record is from RefSeq and is a predicted model, not a curated record. Gene Ontology annotation, molecular function: protein binding; guanyl-nucleotide exchange factor activity. NCBI's taxonomy places the organism in Eukaryota, Metazoa, Chordata, Mammalia, Rodentia, Sciuridae. The coding region runs from base 274 to 1233 and encodes 319 amino acids.